Molecule: messenger RNA, 9053 nt
Organism: Cynoglossus semilaevis (tongue sole)
Lineage: Eukaryota; Metazoa; Chordata; Actinopteri; Pleuronectiformes; Cynoglossidae
Exons: 7
Coding region: 491-4768 (1425 amino acids)
Biological process (GO): cell-cell adhesion; cell migration
Cellular component (GO): adherens junction; catenin complex
Molecular function (GO): actin filament binding; beta-catenin binding
Source: RefSeq, a predicted model, not a curated record
CUCUACAAAUAUGCAAUAUAUAUAUAUAUAUAUAUAUAUAUAUUUGCAGUAAUUAAUAGAAUACAUUCUCAAAAAUUAUUUUACUUUUUCUAGAUAAUAUAAAAUGUUCCUCUUGGUCUCAGCACAAAAAACAUUUGAAAUGCCCUUUUUUUUUUCAGGACACUUUCAUGUAUUUUGCCAGAUUCAGUCUUCCCUACAUUUAUAAUUGUCUGUUUUAAAUAAACAACACAGAAAUAUAGUUCAGAGCAAAAAUAUAUAUUUUCUACAAUAAUGAAUAUGACAAGGAUAAAAGAGAGACUCCUUUAUCCUUGUCAUAUUCAUUAACUGAUGUUGUCCUGUUCAGGUGUCAACAGUUGCUAUGAAACACUGUGGCCAAGCGCAGACUCUCUGUAGAGGACAGUGAAUUAUUAAUACCUCAUUAGGCCACCCUGAACACAACAGCAGCACCUUGACACACUGAGCUCUGAGGAACAGAGCUCGCACUUUAACCAUGUCUUCUUUAUUUGACCACGGGUUGAUCAGGACGCGGGCCGUUGAGCAGGUGGUCGCUCCCAUCUCCUGUCAUUUAUGUCGUUUGGUUCUGCUGUGUGAAGGGGCUGAGGAUCCUGAACAUUUUAUUCACCUGGAGGAGGCAGGGAGAGCUGUGGCCAAAGCUACAGAGAACUUAGCAGCAGUGGCCUCCAAAAGAAUAAGUGAGACAGAUGAUGAGGUUUUGCUCAUGGAGAUGUCCUCUCUGUUGGACUCAGUCUCUGUGUCUGGACAACAUGUGCUGCUGGCAGCGCAGAAACUCAGCAUCCAGCCAGGUGUGGCCCUAUACAGAGAGGAGCUCAUCAGUGCUACACAAAACGUCUUCCUAGCAGUGGUCAAAGUUCUGUUGGUGGACGACGACGCCUCCAUCAGGAGAGUUGUAGCUGCUGCAGACCAUGUCCUGGAGCGUCUCUCUGAGCUGGGCUCUUCGUUAGAUGUCUCGUCUUUCCUCAGAUCUUUCCAGAUGUUUUCUGAGGCCUUGUUACAGCUCAACAGUCUUACGCUGGAAAGAGCCAAUUCCUUACAGGAUCCCACACAGACAAAAGAGCUUUUUGAUUCUCUGGACACCCUAAAAAGGUGCAUCUCCAUGCUGCACACAGCCAUGGUCACAACCAUCAAACACCCUACGUGUGAGCAGGCACAGGCAGCCAAAAGGUACAUUCUGGACAAGGUGCACGGCACAGUAGGUGACAUUGUAAUGACCUUGAACAGUGAAUGUCAUAAGGGAACACUGGGUCCUUAUGGAUAUUACACAGAGAAGCGGAACAGCGUGCUGCAGAUUCUAAGCACUUCUUCCCCAUCAACAGUCACAGACAGUGGCUUUGACAGUUUGGUCCGAGACCUUGUGUUCCACUGCAUGGUUGUGGCCAACUCCUCUCGCAGAGAGUUUCAGCAAAAAGUGGUCAGUCACUGCCGUCAAGUCCUGCACUUCUGGGCCGACUUGAAGAGAAUUCUUAAGUCUGCAGACAACUGUGAUGAGCAGAGCUUUGAAAGAACCUCAGCUGUGUUGGCGGAACAAAUACAGAUCCUUGACAAAGAUGUGAUGACUACUGUUCUCUACCAAGUCUUGGACACGUUCCUCACAGCGUUUCCUACAUUUGAGGAGGUAUCACGUGUGAUGAGACAAAUCCAGGUGGCAGAUUCCUCGCCAGAUAACGAUCUGAACUGCCUUCAACAUCUUGUUGAGGAUUUCAUCUCUUCCACUGAUGGAAUUACAGAAGUGGCUAAUUUGGUCUCAUCUGUGGCCCUUGAUGCCAAGAGUUUGGAGAACGUGGAAAAUUCACGGGUAUGCCUGUCAAGACUGCGAGCUCAGAUGGCAGCCCUGUCACUGGAGCUGGCAGAUAAUUCACUGCAAACUGUUGAAAAACUUAAGGAGAUCUGUCAGAAAUGGGAGGAGGAAACAGGUCAGCUUCAGGAUGCUGUGAGCGACGUCCUGGAUGUGAAGGAAUUCAGCAGUGUUGCUAUAAGUGAGAUGAUCAGUGACCGACAAGGCUGUUACACGGCCUACAGAGAGCAGAAUUAUCAGCUAUUUAAUGAACAGGCUGCCAACUUCAUAUGUCACAUGAAGUUGGUGGUUCACUCAGUGAAGAGACAUUUGGACAGAAGUGAUAACCCCAUUUACAGGAAUGGCCUCCUGGUCCUGCUGAGACAAGUUCAGUCUUCUCAGACUAAAGUGUGUGACUCAGUCAGAGCCAUGCUUCUGGGCUCCUGUCUGAAUGUGGAGGAGUAUUCAACCUUCUCAGACAGUGUUUCCACAGUCAUUCAACAUGUCAAAGUCUUAAGAGAGGGACUUGAUGGCCAACAGCAUCCACAUUUACUGAGUCCACUGAGAGAAGGUGCACGUCAGCCGGAAAUCCCACCAGACAUCAGCGAAUUAAAUCCAGUUCAGACGAUGGGAGGUUCUCCAUCUCCUCUUUUUGUGGAGAGAGAUUCCCAUGCCGAACAUCAGCUGGAGCACUCAAGUGAGGUUGUAGUAAAAGUGCCUCAUAAAUAUGACAGUAAAGAUUUAAAGACACCAGGUGUCUCCAAAGUUCCCAAACAGAUCCACAAACGUCAUGACCUUGACCUGCUGCCCCUCUUAUGUGAAGUUGUGACCGUGACUAAAGAGAAAGACGUGACCAGGCUUAACCAGGUCUGCACGGGCGUCCUGGAGCUGUCGAAUUAUUAUGUUCAUGCUACAAAGGAAGCCUUGGCAAUCGUUGACGCAGUUGACUGUCAGACGUUAGAAAGUUUCAGAGCAGAGCUGGUGUCACUCACUCCUCUGCUCAUCCAGACGGCUCAGGAGACGGCCAUGAGUUCAGCCAUGAGCACGGAGGGUCUCUUCAAACACAGCAGCCACUUCUGUGACCUCAUCAACCACAUUAGGAAGAUUUUACUGCCAGUAGUCGGAACCUGGUAUCACACUGUCAACACUGAGCUAUCAACAGGGGCAACUACCGUUAAGCAGCAGCUCAGUGCAAUGAUGGAUUUAUGUACCGAGGUGGUCCAGCUCCUGACGUCAUCUGAUGUCACCUCACACAGCAACACUCAUGAAACAUUUGGUAUUUUACACAACAAACUCAACAAAGCCCAGAACAACACAAGAUGUCUUGUGGAUUUCUCCACCUCUUAUGAAGGCAACACUGAUCAGCUGGAAGGACUCUGCAUCCUCUGGGGUCUCUCCAUUCAGAUUUUGCUCAAUUCUGUUGACAGGAUUUUGGGAACAUCAACCGUGGUGAACCAGCUGAGCUCACAGAAACAGCUGUCGGUUUUAUCUGAGAACUCGCUCAGGAUCCAAGAGGCUGCAAGAAUCACCAGUCUGAACUGCAGAAGUGCUUACAAAUCCAAGCAGCUCACAGAAUGCAGAGCUGAACUAAAGUCACUAACUGAGGACUACCUUCAAGCUGCGGAGGAGCUUGGCUUAACCCCGAGUGUUAUACAACUUGCCAAAGCUGAAUUCUUUCGGCGGCGUCUUCUAAUUAAAAUUAAACUUCUUUCUGGCCAUUUAAGCAAAGUGAAUAAAGAAUACGAAGAUGUGCUUAAAGAUAUUGUCAACAUCGCUAUUUCUGCAGCCAAACAUUUUAGAGGAAACCUCGCAGAAGAUACAGAUCGACAAUUUGAACAAGCAACCAAAGCACUGGUCGGAAAUGUCAAAUCUGCCACCAAAUGCGUGGAAGACAGUUUGAAUUACGUCAAAGACCCUCGUGCACGUUCCAACCUGAGGUCCAUCAAUGACCACUUGUCCUUUCAGAUUUCAGAUGUCAUUAGCCGGGCAAGGCUGAUUCUGGAGACUCAGUAUAUUUGUGACACUCUCAGUUUGGAUGUGCAGAUCCAUUGCUGGUCAGCUAAAGCCCACUACGUGGUGGACGAGAUCAGUAGACAAGAUGGGAUUCAUCCAGAUAUUAAAGAGCACAUCAGGACUGGUCUACAAGGACAGUUGGCAGAACCUAAAGUCCAAGAGGAGAAAUGUCCCUCUACUGAAGCAGUCACAUACUGGCCGAUAAGCACAACAGAAGCUGUAGAUGCUCCGCAAAUUAACAUCAACACAGAGACUGUGGACAAGUAUGAACCAGGAACAGUGGAAAAACUUGAUGUUGCCAGAUGUGGAGCAUACAGAGACUCUUCUUCACUGACCUACACCUCACUCUAUCUUAAACAAGAAAGUGACAGCUGGGAUCCAAAGGACAACAGGAUUGUCCAGGUGACCAGGAAAAUGGCUGACAUAAUAUGUUACAUGACCCAGUACUUGAGGAAGAAAGGCCCAAUACCGAAUAAAGAGGCGUUUGUCACUGCAGCCAAAGACGUCAUCUCCAACAGCCAAUCACUGACCCAGUUCAUUAGAGUCAUUGCUAACCACUGCUUGGACAAACAAUGUAUGGUUGAACUGUCCCUUAUUGUUGAGCAGAUUCUGACCAUCACAAACCAGCUGAACAUCAUCUCCAGCGUAAAUGCCGUAACACCUGGAAGCAAAUCAUCCGAUGAGAUCCUUGUGAAGAAUACACAGAAUCUCCUCCAAAUCGUCCUGCGUGGCGUCCGUGCUGCAGAGACCGCCUGCAUCACGGGUUUAAAACAGCCAGAACCACACUCUGAUGGAGCAGAGGCCACAGCGCUGUGUUUCCAGUGGAGGAGAAACCUGGAGCUGCACCGAGCACAGCAGACCUCCAACCCAGAAACUGAUGAGCUGGGUUUGAGAAAGACUUCCUCCCACCCCCUAGCACCCAGUCUGGCCCCACCAGUUGAUGUGCAUGGUGGUCGUUUCUAGUUUAGUGGGGAAUUAAACAAGAUGGAGAGUUCAAAAAAGAUGGAGAGAGACAUGGAACGUUUUGUAGAGUUAAUGUUUUACACAUCUGGCUGUAUUUUUUUAAUUAACCAAUAGCCAAGGCCGGUGUUCUGAAGUUCCAUGCCACCCAUGGAAAUUUCCUAACCUGCAGAAAACUAUGUAUUGUUUGCAGUCGCAAAUUGGCCGAUGUACGCAUGCGCAGUUAACUCGGGUAGGAAAUUUCCAUGGGUAGGAAACUUGAUUACUUGAUUACUCCAACAGCGCUCACCUGCGUCCGGAGCUGCACCUGCGUCGCCACUCCCGUGCUCUCUCUCCUGCAGCUGAGCGCUAACCUCCGCCGCGCCCCCACAAUGUGUAUGUACAUUGACUUUUUUAUAUAAUUAGAAUGUAUUUUACAUUGUUUUGCAUGGUCGUGUAUCUAAUUUAUUUACGUAAUGUGUAUGUUUUAUAUUUACAUUGUACAACUCCACUGUGCAUAUAAUUGUUUGGGAAAGGGUAAUACAGUCUGGGAGGGUUGAUGAAGGUUGAGGUUCGUGAAGGGUAAAUAUAUACGUAACUCUCUCGCCUCUAUUUUGCGGAUUUUCCCUUUUCGCGGUGGGUCUUGGAACGCAACUACCGCAAAUAGGUUUGCAUGUGAAAGCCACCAUGGUUUAAGGUCCAGUUUUGUUCAAAGGAACGGCAAGGAAUGGCAUGAUAUACUACAUUAAACAGAAAUUAACCUAAAACUUAAAAUUAAAAAAACACUAAAAAAAUAAGUAAAAAUGUAAUUUGCCUUGCCGCUGUGAUCAGAUGUGUGCGCACAAAGUAACUAAUAAAAUAAUCAAGCAAUAUAUACAGGCAUGUUUAUUGCAACAAGAGAAAAAGACACAGGGAUAAAAUCAUUUGAGCAGGAGGGGGCAGUGUUGAACACAUUCAAUGUCAAUUUAAACCACCAAGAUAUCUCAAACAAAUUUCUUGUGUGUCUGGAACUGUGGCAGUUUAUUGCAAAUUAAGAAUUAGCUUCAUACAAAACAUUUACAAUCUGCAGACGAUGUAUGCUUGAAUUGUCUAUAAUAUCUAAAAUAGUCUAAAACAAAAACUAAAAGAUCAGUGAAUUGUGAAUAGAGUUGAGGCUAAUUUGUCAGUCACAGCAUGUUGCUUAUAUCACUGACAGACAGAGGUUGAUAGAAAAGAACCCCUCUGUGUGAGUCAUGUCUGAUGCUUUAAAUAAAUGUGGAAAAUGUGGGAUGUGCCAAAAAACCCAAAAAAAAACAGGCUCUUCAAAAACUGUGAUGUGAUUGUACGUAUGUACUUUGCAUCAUUCUUAUGGUACUGCUGACAACGGCUGUGAGUAUAUAAAUGAAACUAUGAGUAUAUAUAUGUGAGUUUGAAGGAUGGAUAUUUAAUGGUAAGGCAAUGGAGCGGUCCUUAUACCCUGAGGCAAACAGUACGACUGUAUAUGUGAGGAACUGUCGCCUCAAAAAAUAGACACUAAAUCUCACAGCUUGACACAUACAUAUACAGGAGUGUGCAUACAUUUUGAACCAUGCCUGUUUUUAUGUUUUGCCCAUUAAAUGUAAUGAAUGUGUUUUGUUUAGGUUCCACUGAUAUAAUCUUGCAUAGAUAUUUUCUCCAAAAGAAAAAAAAUAGCAGCUCUUUGAAUCCUUAAAUUCAGUCAGUAAUUGUGAUGGCCUGAGUGACAACAUGAAGACAGUUAUGCUGUAUGUUUGCAGACUCAGAUCAACCUUAAGCCAUUUUUGAUGACCUAGUUUCACAGUAAAGUCACAGUCUGUCACUGUGUUUUCUGUGUUAUCAUCUAUAUGUCCGCCUUCUUAAAGUAUGUAGAUAGUCACAGCAAAGCAAUGGCAGAAUUUCCAGUUUCCCAUUUCUUGGUCUUGUGGGAAAUGUUUUGUCAAUUAUAACCAGUCAGGUUAUAUGGUUAUUAGUGAGAAUGUAUUGCAGAUAAAUGAAAGAAUGUGAUAUUAUAUAAGAAUAUUUGUUACUUAUUGUCACUGUUAAUAAAUAUUUAGUGCAUAAAUAGCAAACUAAGAAUGAGAAAAGUAAAAAAAGAAAAUGUUGAUGCAUGGAUACUGCUGUUGUAAUUUGGGGAUUGAAAAAAAUAACUCAGUUGAUGAGUGAGCAAAGAUUAUUUUGCUAAAUAUUCUUAGAGACAAGUUGUAAAGACUAACUAAGUCUUUUCACAUGAAAACAACAAUUUUAACACAGCACAAAACUUCACAUCAUUGUUCACAGCCAUCUGAACUGGUGUGUCCAUGUUGAUCUUAAAAUCCCUGGACUGGCAAAAAUAUCUUUUACAUGAGCAGAAGUCUCCAGUCUAUCCACAACGCACAGCUUUUGCUCUGCAUUUGGAAACAGCCGAGGGAAAAUACAUUUUCACCACAUGGUCCAGUUGAGUAGCAAUUCUGCAGCCUUAGACCAUAUGGUGUUCCCAGUCUCACACUGCGUUGUGUAUAGACUGCAACACUUUUACUGUGUAAAGUGCUGCUUUAAAAAAAAUGCAGGCUUUCUGCUUAUUUUAUUCUAACACAUAAGACAAUCAGAUGAUAAAUGAUAAGAUGUACUUUUUUUCGAUAGGUUUGAAAAAUACAAUGACUUUGAAUUACUAUAAUUACUUGUUUUUUUUCUAAAUGAUUUGUGCAUUUAUUUAAGACUGCCAUUCACUUUCAUUUGUUUUGUCGAGUUUCUUGGCGUGGUGCAGAAUUUUAAAUGAACAAAUGUCAGGGAGAAAUUUCACACUAUAUUCAAUUGAAGUAUGGUAAUGCCUAAGCACGAUACACCCGUGGGCUGUGUGCACCUCAAAUUACUGCUACACAUUUGUUUUCCCAAACAUCAGGAUCAAUAGGAGGGAAGCUACAAAUCCCCUGUGCGGCGUCAACUCUAUAUAUCCAAUUGAAGCAACAACUGCUGACACGUAAGAGAAAUGCAAACAAAUUAAAUUCUCUGAAUCUGCUUGUCGGAGCACUUCCUCAUAUUUCCACCUAACCUCCACCCUCCCACUCACCCACCCCCCAACCCUCCGCAAAAACCCUUUCUAAAGUGUGGAUGAGCUCUCCUUCUCCUGCCUCUGGGGCACAUUCACUUUUAACUGUUGUUUAUCGAUUUGUAAAAAAAAUGGGUAAUAUUUUUAAAACGCAUAUCUGAGGUAUCUUUGCUAUAUGUUAUUUACACAUAACAUGUUAUUUAUAUAUACUGCACAUAUCAGUGAUGAAAUGGGGGGAAAUCAACUGAGAUGAAGUUGCUAAUGCAUUUCAUCAUAUCGCAUUCAGAAAUGGAGCAACCUUGUGCUGAGGUUGAAGCAACAACUGCUUGGCACACAGCCUGACUAAGUGGCAGAACAGUGACCAUGUAGCCCUUUCACAGCUCCCAUGUGCUCAUCAUCUGGCUGAUGUAUGCCCAUGCCAGCUGACAGUCAGUUUAAAAUGCUGCUCCUGAGCAUGGGUUUUUUUUCCCCAGUGGAAUGUGGAAGGAUUACUAAGAGAUGAGUUCAGCCAUCAUGCCUCACAAAAUAUCCUAAAAGAGCAUGUAUUUACAGUAGGUGAUGAUGUGCCAACUUUUUCAUUGAGGCUGUGCAGUGAUGAAAGAAUAUGGAGUGGAUGAAAUAUCACCAGCACUAAAGAAUCUAUUAAAAUGUCAUUCAGGGGUCGUAAUAAUUGUUUUGUUCAUUUUUCCCAGCAUAUUUAUAUUAAUGAACUGUACCAGUAAAUAAAAAACAUGGAUAGCCCACUAGUGGACAGGUCUUCUCCACUAAUAAUAAGCACAAAAACUGUAUGCAAGAUGCAAAACUUUUCAUCUUUUUAUGUUGAUGUUUUGCUGGACAAACAAAGCCAUAUAGUGCUAAUCCUAGUUGUAAAACGGUGGAUGAAGGGUACAGUAUCUGGUGUGUAAGUCUGUUCAAAUGUGAUUGUGAAGGUUAGCCACUGAGGUACAGUAACUGUAAAGGAGACGGCAACAUGGCAGUAAUCCUUUGUUAAUCUGAUAAUUGAAUUCUGAAUUGACAUUCCACAAUAUACUGUAUAUAAUCCUCUCAGUGGUUCCAUGGCUGUGGUUCCACCAGGUGGAGCUCUGCCACAGUAAGGGUCCUGCUUGUCCCAUUUGAUUCAGUCUUUAAGAUAUAAUUACCCACUAGAUAAUUAGCUUAAAUGGAGGACACUGACAUUGUUAUUUAUUAGGCAGAUCAGUAUCAGCAGCGUGUAUGUAAAUGACAAAGAUACAUUAAUUCACAGGCUGACAGAAUGUACCACACAAUAAUAUCAUAUUAUAUAUAUAU